AUGGCGGUUUGGCUGCAGCUGGUGACUGCACUUGUCAUCGCGCAAACUGCGGUCGCCAACCCAGUUCCCGAGACUCAUCCCGAUGAGCUGGUGAACCUCAAGCAACGCGGCUCGGCCGCUCAGGGCUAUACUUCGCCUCCGUACUAUCCAACUCCUCAGGGUGGGUGGACGUCCGACUGGUCCGAAGCGUACACCAAGGCGCAACAGGUUGUGAGCAAGAUGACUCUUGCCGAAAAGGUGAACUUGACCACCGGUACGGGCUUCUUCAUGGGCCCCUGCGUAGGUCAAACUGGUAGCGCUUCACGAUUCGGUAUUCCAAACCUCUGUCUGCAGGAUUCCCCUUUGGGAAUACGCAAUUCGGACCACAAUACCGCCUUUCCAGCGGGAAUCACGGUGGGCGCAACGUUCAACAAAGACUUGAUGUACCAGCGAGGCGUGGCUAUUGGCGAGGAAGCUCGGGGCAAGGGUAUCAACAUCCAGCUUGGUCCAACUGUCGGCCCGCUUGGUCGCAAACCUCGAGGGGGUCGCAACUGGGAGGGUUUCGGUUCAGAUCCCAGUCUUCAGGCCAUCGGCGGCGCCCAAACGAUCAAGGGUAUGCAAAGCACCGGUACCAUUGCAACGAUCAAACACUUCAUUGGAAAUGAACAGGAGAUUCAUCGGAUGAGCAAUGUGGUCCAGAGAGGGUACUCAUCAAACAUUGAUGAUCGCACGCUGCACGAGAUAUACCUCUGGCCUUUUGCCGAGGGUGUUCGUGCAGGGGUUGGGUCGUUGAUGGCGGCAUAUAAUGAUGUAAAUAGCUCCGCGUGCAGUCAGAACAGCAUGCUCUUGAAUGGAAUUUUGAAGGAUGAGCUGGGCUUUCAAGGCUUUGUGAUGUCGGACUGGAGUGGCCACUACACUGGAGUGGCAUCUGCGUUAUCUGGCCUGGAUAUGUCCAUGCCUGGCGAUGGUGCCGUGCCGUUGCUUGGUGAUAGCUAUUGGGGCUCCGAGCUUUCACGCUCUAUUUUGAAUGGAAGCGUCCCUGUGUCUCGCCUGAACGAUAUGGUGACUCGCAUUGUGGCUACGUGGUACAAAAUGGGACAGGACAAAGACUACCCGCUGCCUAAUUUCUCGACAAAUACCGAAGAUGCAAAAGGGCCACUCUAUCCAGGCGCUCUUUUCUCCCCCAGUGGAGUUGUGAAUCAAUUUGUCAACGUUCAGAGCGACCAUAACAUCACGGCACGUGCUGUGGCUCGAGAAGCAAUUACUCUUCUCAAGAAUGAAGACAACAUUCUUCCACUUGCCAAGAAUGCAUCGCUGAGGGUGUUUGGCACAGAUGCAGGUACUAAUCCCGAUGGAAUCAAUGCUUGCGCAGACAAGGGUUGUGAUAAAGGCGUCUUGACCAUGGGCUGGGGAAGUGGCACUGCCAGGUUGCCUUAUCUUAUUACACCUCAGGAGGGCAUUGCGAACGUGACUCAGAACGCCAAGUUUUAUAUCACGGACUCGUUUCCCUCUGGCUUGACUGCGGGUGAGGAUGAUAUUGCUGUGGUUUUCAUCAAUGCUGAUUCAGGCGAGAAUUACAUCACCGUUGAGGGGAACCCCGGUGACCGCACCGCAGCCGGUCUCUCUGCCUGGCAUAACGGGGACAACCUUGUCAAAGCGGCGGCGCAGAAGUUCUCACAGGUCGUGGUGGUCAUCCACACCGUCGGUCCGAUCAUCAUGGAGGAUUGGAUUGACCUGGACUCGGUUAAGUCCGUGCUCGUCGCCCAUCUGCCUGGUCAAGAAGCCGGUAAUUCCCUCGCCGACGUUCUUUUCGGGGAUCACAGUCCUAGCGGACAUUUGCCGUACACCAUUCCUCGUCGCGAAUCCGAUUAUCCAGAUAGUGUGAGCAUCAUCGAUCAGCCCUUUGGUCAAAUCCAAGACACCUAUACCGAAGGUAUCUAUGUGGAUUAUCGCCACUUCUUGAACGCGGAUAUUACUCCGCGCUAUUCCUUUGGUCACGGUCUCUCUUACACGAGCUUCAACUUUACCAGCCCUACCGUUUCUGUCGUCACCCCACUCAGCUCUGCCUACCCCCCGCCCGCAUCCUCAAAAGGGCCCACGCCCGUAUACAGCAACUCCAUCCCAGCUGCAUCGGAGGUUGCCUGGUCGUCAUUCAAAUUCACGCGGAUCUGGCGCUAUCUCUACCCUUACCUCGAUAACCCCGAGAAGAUCACCGCUUCGAACAAUUAUCCCUACCCAGAUGGGUACAGCACUACACAGAAACCACUGCCACGCGCCGGUGGAGGGGAAGGUGGCAAUCCCGCUCUCUUUGAUAUCGCCUUUUCUGUCCAAGUGGGUGUGAAAAACACGGGCUCUCGACCUGGCAAGGCCGUCGCGCAAUUAUACGUGCAACUUCCUUCCAGCCUGGGCGUUGACACUCCUGCACUUCAGCUUCGCCAAUUCGAGAAAACAAAGACCCUUGCUCCGGGCGAGUCUCAAACUCUGACGCUCGAGAUUACACGAAAGGAUGUCAGUAUCUGGGACGUUGUCACGCAGGAUUGGAAGGCACCCAUCAAUGGAGAGGGGAUCAAGCUGUAUAUUGGAAACAGCGUUGCCGAUACUCCGGUCUCGUGCGUUGUUGGUGGAGGGUGCUCCGUCCAGUAG
Penicillium oxalicum is the source of this 2622-nucleotide messenger RNA. RefSeq names its product beta-glucosidase. NCBI's taxonomy places the organism in Eukaryota, Fungi, Ascomycota, Eurotiomycetes, Eurotiales, Aspergillaceae. Bases 1 to 2622 code for a protein of 873 amino acids. The record is from RefSeq and is a predicted model, not a curated record. The transcript has 3 exons. Gene Ontology annotation, molecular function: beta-glucosidase activity. Gene Ontology annotation, biological process: glucan catabolic process.